Medicago truncatula (barrel medic) is the source of this 666-nucleotide messenger RNA. RefSeq names its product heavy metal-associated isoprenylated plant protein 2. Gene Ontology annotation, molecular function: metal ion binding. Lineage: Eukaryota; Viridiplantae; Streptophyta; Magnoliopsida; Fabales; Fabaceae. The record is from RefSeq and is a predicted model, not a curated record. The transcript has 2 exons. The coding region runs from base 106 to 579 and encodes 157 amino acids.
UAGACCAAAGUUAUUGUAAAAUUUGAAAAACCUUGUGUAUUAGUAGUAUUUUACUUAAACAUUCUAGUGAGAUCAGAAACAACAAAGCUGGUUGAUAAUUUCUCCAUGGUUAAGAAAACUGUAUUGAAGGUUAAUAUCGAUUGUCCAAAAUGCAAAAAGAAACUCAUCAAAACUGUCUCUUCUCUUGAAGGGAUAGAUAAAAUUGAAGCUGAUGAAGUGAAGGGAACAUUGACAAUAUUAGGGGAUGCAGACCCAUAUGACAUAAUAGUGCGAAUAAGGAAAGCAGGAAAACAUGCUGAAAUUGUGAGUAUUGGGCCUCCCCCAGGCCCUGCCCCUCUACCACCUGGGCCGGCGCCUCCGAAAACGGAUGCUGCAAAAAAGCCCGCGGAAAAUAAAAAGCCCGAAGAAAAGAGUAAGCCUGGAGAUAAGGAUAAGCCCAGCCCAGUGAGUUUGGACCAAAUAUCUUAUGUGCUCUAUACGCAGAUGCCUUAUUGCUACCCACAGUACCAGGGCCAGCCAGUUGCUGUGGUGUACAUGAAUAGGUGGGAUGAACCCAAUACAUCUUGCACUAUAAUGUGACUUUUUAAGCGAUAAUUAUGGUAGACAUCUUCUUGAGUGGUAUUAUGUUUUCUUUCAAAUAAAAUGAGAGAAUUUUGGUUUUGGUUA